CUCUUAUACACGGCUCUAAUUAAUAUUUUUGACAAAUUAUCUCGCAAAUCGUUGACUCUAAUCGGCCCUAUAACGGCAAUUGGCCGAACAUAAUCUCGCAGCCAUGCAUGGUUAGGCAUUAUGCAUUUUAUAUAGUGCCGUGCACAUAAGGGCAAAUUAUAUAAAUCUCCACAAUUCUAAUUUGCCCCACCUGUCCUCUUUAACAACAAUUUAUAACCAUCUAUCCAUCAUGACAACGUUUAUUGCUGAUUCUGAAGCUCCAAUCAUUGUCUUGUCUGCCAAGAAACAUUUCGAACAAUUACCAACUCUUGACGCUAAACGUUAUGCCCAUCAUCUUUCAAGAGCUUCUCAUUAUGGUACCAGAGCUGUCUUGAGAUCAGUUUCCCCAGAAAGUGAAGCUAUCUAUGACUUGAUUCUUAGUAUCCAUGCUCAAUUGGGGUCUCCAAGCUCCAAUGAAGUUUAUGAACUGAUUUUACAAGAAAGAGGUAUCGCUUCAGCAAUCACCAUCAAAUAUCUCGAAUAUGCCUCUCAAUUCCUUUCCAAUUUGGGGAAUUAUAAAUCUUUUGGUGAUAAAAAAUUCAUUCCAGCUUUGGAAGUUACUCAAUUAGAUGAUUUGGUCAAGGCCAUUGAUUCCAAGGAUGUUUCUGAACUUUAUUCUCAAGUCCGUACCCCACUCUAUAGUGUUGAUGCUUCUCUUUUAGGUUGGGCCACUGAGGGCCAUAUUACCAACUAUUAUCCUGAUUCCAUUGUUUCUCAAUCGGAAGCUGAAUUGGUUAAUGCGGCCUUGGCUUCAAAGGGAAUCAUGCCAGAAAACACAAGAGUCACAAAGGUGAAAGAAAACGAGUUUGUUGUGGCUAUUGCAAGUGCAAACACUGCCAACAAUACUUCAUAUUACCCAAAGGAACCAUUCACUUUUGAAGGAAUCACUGUUUCAUUCCAUUUCGGUGAUCAUUCUAAGGAAUUUGCCAAGAUUGUAGAAGAAUUGAAAUUGGCUGCUAAAUAUGCUGCCAAUGACACUCAAAAGAGUAUGCUUACUCAUUAUGCUGAAUCGUUUGAAACUGGUUCCAUGAAUGCUCAUAAGGCUUCUCAAGUCGAUUGGGUCAAGGAUUUGAACCCACUCGUUGAAUCCAAUAUUGGGUUUAUUGAAACUUAUAGAGACCCAUCGGGAGUCCGUGGUGAAUGGGAAGGUCUUGUUGCCAUGGUUAACCAAGACCGUACUGCCAAGUUUGCCACUUUGGUUUCCAACGCUUCCAGUUUGAUUCCUUUGUUGCCUUGGGAUAAGCUUUAUGAAAAGGAUACCUUCACUCCACCAGAUUUCACUUCAUUGGAAGUGUUAACUUUUGCAGGUUCUGGUGUCCCAGCUGGUAUCAACAUUCCUAACUAUGACGAUGUUAGAUUGAACGUUGGUUUCAAGAACGUUUCCUUGGGUAAUGUUUUAUCUGCCAACCCUAAAAAGCCAAAGAAGGAGGAAGUUAUCACCUUCCUUUCUGAAUCUUUGCAAGAACCAUUCCGUAAAUGGAGAGAUGAUGCAUUUGAAGUUCAAGUUGGUUUACAUGAACUUUUAGGACAUGGAACUGGUAAGCUCUUACAAGAAACCUCAGAAGGUAAAUUCAAUUUUAACAAGGAAGAACAUCCUGAAGUUACCACUUAUUAUAAAUCCACCGACACCUGGGGGUCUCUUUUCGGCACCAUUGCUGGGUCCUUUGAAGAAUGUCGUGCUGAAUUGGUUGCAUUGUAUCUUAUCUUGAAGAACCCAAAGCAAGUGUUGCCCAUCUUUGACAUUGUCAAGGAGGAAGACCAGAAGGAAGUUAUGUUGAUUGCAACUGUUUUAAUGUGUCGUGCUGGUCUCCUUGCAUUGGAAUUCUGGGAUCCUAAGUCCAAGAAAUGGGGACAAGCUCACAUGCAAGCUAGAUUUGCCAUUUUCCAAACUCUUCGUAAUGCUGGUGUUUGUUCUCUUAAGUAUGAAGAUUCCGAAUUCAAUGAUUUAGAAAUCACUUUUGAUGAAGAGAAAUUGACUACAGUUGCUGUUGAAGCCUUGGGUGACUUUUUACACAAGUUACACGUUUACAAAUGUUCUGCUGAUGUAAAGAAUGGUGAAGCCUAUUAUGUUGGUAUUACCACUGUUGGCGAAGAACUUGCUCAAUUCAGAGAUGUUGUUUUGAGAAAGAAAUUGGCUCGUAAGCAAUUGAUUCAAGCUAACACUUUUGACAAGGAGGAUACUGUUGAAGUUCGCGAAUAUGAAGAGUCUGAAGUUGGUAUGAUUCAAAGUUUUGCUGAUAGAAAUGUCUAAAUAAAAUAAUAAUAUAAUGAAGGGUAUGGC
Molecule: messenger RNA, 2320 nt
Organism: [Candida] anglica
Lineage: Eukaryota; Fungi; Ascomycota; Pichiomycetes; Serinales; Debaryomycetaceae
Source: the annotation of a GenBank genome assembly